Trichomonas vaginalis G3 is the source of this 789-nucleotide messenger RNA. RefSeq lists its product as uncharacterized. NCBI's taxonomy places the organism in Eukaryota, Parabasalia, Trichomonadida, Trichomonadidae. The record is from RefSeq and is a predicted model, not a curated record. The transcript has a single exon. Bases 1 to 789 code for a protein of 262 amino acids.
AUGAAGAGAGGAUCAACUUCAGCGAGAGGAUACCUCCCAGAAAAGCCGUACAACAUUUUGCAUGAUCCCAGAAGAGAUAAGGGUGUUAACUCACGUCUCAAAUCGGCUCAUGUUACAAAAGAAGAUGUUAACGAUCUCAAAAUUGAGAAGCAACGCUUGAUUGAUGAGAGAACGCAGCUUAAAGCAAAAAUCGUUAGACUCGAAACCCAAAGCAAGCGCUCAACUCGCACUGGAACUUCUAAUCAAAAUUUACUUACACAAUUAGAUCGCGAAUAUAAAUCUGUUGAGCACUUAAUCAAGCAACAAAAUGCUCAAAUUAAUGAAUUACUUCGUAGCGAUAAUGCUGCAGAAAGGCAAGAACUCCAAGAAGAAGCAAAAAUUAUUUAUCAAGAGAGACUUCGUCUUCAUGAUCUCCAAUGCCAGCAACAACUUGACCUAAAUCAAGCCAAGCGUGAAUUAGAUGAACUUUUAUCCACAAAUGGCCCUGCUGUUUAUGAGAAACAAGCCAAUAAGAUUCAAAUGUUAGAAGAGAAGCUUAAGAAAUACGAAAAUGCAAAUGCAAAACUUGCAGCAAAGAUCAAGAAACUCAAACAAGAAAAGAAAAUACAAGAAGAAACUCAGAGCGGACAAGUUGGUAUGCGCGCUGAGCAAUUACGUGCUCAAAUCAAGGAAGUUGAGCAGAAGACGGAUGAAAUCGAACAAAAGAUUCGUGAUUCCAAAGAAAAGCAUGAAAAGAUCAUGAAAGAAAUAAGGCAAUCAAUUAUUGACCAAAACUCCAAAGAUAACUAA